Molecule: messenger RNA, 825 nt
Organism: Erythranthe guttata (spotted monkey flower)
Lineage: Eukaryota; Viridiplantae; Streptophyta; Magnoliopsida; Lamiales; Phrymaceae
Source: RefSeq, a predicted model, not a curated record
AUGAAUAAUCAUCGUGAAGGCGCAUUCCUACCUCCUCUCUUGGGUGAAUUGAACUACUCUGAUUGGAAAAUAAGGAUGAAGAUGUUCAUCAAAUCUAUUGAUGAAUGGGCCUGGCGCGCGAUUCUAUUUGGUUGGACACCUCCUACCUCAAUGAACGAGUCACACGAGAUCAUUCAAACGCCAAAAGAGAAGUGGAGUGAUGAAGAAGUACGAAUAGCAGAUUAUAAUUCCAAGGCAAUCAAUGCUAUCUUGAGUUGUAUCGAUGACGACCAAUUCAAAUUGAUAUCGAUGUGCAAAUCAGCAAAGGAGGCAUGGGAUGUUCUACAAGAGGCCUACGAAGGAACUACUCUGAUAAGCAAGUGCAAAGAGACUGUUGUUGAAACUGUUGCAACAGUUGGACAGACAGUUCAAACAGAACUCAGGUAUGAUAAUUUGCCUUCAAUAGACGACAUCGGUUUAACUCCCUUUAUUCUUGCAGGAGACGAUGGGGAUUCAGAAAACAACAGUGAUGAUGACGAGACGACCUUGGAAGAAUUAAAGAAGUGCUACGAAAGGAUGUACGAAAAAUUGCUUCAGGUAUGCGAGUCGAAUAAAUUCUUAGAAAAAGAGAAGCUUGUCCUAAUUGAGGAAAACAAAGUGUUGAAGGUAAGAAUUUCUACUCUUGAACAAAAUGUUAUUUCUGCUAGUAGAGAAACAGAUAGUUUGAAGGCUAAAUUUGCUCAAACCCAAGAUGCUAUUUCUAAGUUUAAUACUGGUAGAGUAACUUUGAAUGAAAUUUUGAACAAAAAUCAGCCGAACUAUGGUCGUAUAGGUAUAGGGGGGUAA